Esox lucius (northern pike) is the source of this 6781-nucleotide messenger RNA. It is a transcript of the gene plch2a, whose product is annotated as phospholipase C, eta 2a. Gene Ontology annotation, biological process: phosphatidylinositol-mediated signaling; lipid metabolic process. Gene Ontology annotation, molecular function: calcium ion binding; phosphatidylinositol-4,5-bisphosphate phospholipase C activity. The transcript is spliced from 22 exons. The coding region runs from base 758 to 5608 and encodes 1616 amino acids. NCBI's taxonomy places the organism in Eukaryota, Metazoa, Chordata, Actinopteri, Esociformes, Esocidae. The record is from RefSeq and is a predicted model, not a curated record.
CUCGCUUAUUCCCAGUGUCAGUCUCUCUGCCAUUAGCGUCCUUGGCAACACGUUGAGCAAAUCCCUCAGACCUGGAUUAGAGACUCCAAAGGAUUUAGGCUUGCUGUCUCACUAAUGUUCCACAGUUUGUGGACAGCGUCUAUCUCUUUCCCUCUCUGCUACACCUGCGUCUCGUCUCUGACUCAACUAACAGGCAGCUGUUUGGAUAACACUGAAGAGCUCCAGCUGAAGACACAAGACUGAGAACCGCGCUGAGACUCUGCUCUAAGAUGCAGGCACACCUUGUUGUCAGCUGAGACAAAGGGAUGUCAUUAAAGAGGAGCUGGCAGGAGUGGUUUCGUUCAGCUGCGAUGAGUGGAGCCAGAUUAUUAACUAACUGUUGAUAUCAUUUGGAAAGGAGGAUCUUUUUUUCUCCCACUUGCACCAAGAGAGAACUGCCUACUGAAAAUGCCAGAUCUGGAGGAACACUUUGGAAAGGCUCCGUCAGCAGACAAAAUCAUUUACUAACCCUCGGCUGGCCACCAAGGAAACAGAUGCUGUAUACUCAUCGACUCUGCCGAAGCCGAGAGACCCAUCCUCUUAAAUUAAACGCCCCCCCCCCCCCCCACCGUUGACUUCUGCCAGUUGUAUUUAAGCCUUUGUAUUGUCAUUGGCCUUGACAGCCAGGGGGAACACAGACUUAAUCCCACCUGAGCCGGUUUUGUUGUCACAGAGACGGAACGGGGAAGCCUUGGCGAGCAGCCACACGCCUUCAGACAUGAGUGCCUCAGUGAUGACCAGCGGCCUCUUCCCCAUGUCCUUCCCUGUGUCCUCUGCUCUGAUGUGGUCUGCCCAGGAGGCCCAGGAGCAAUGCCCCGCGACCAGCCGGGCCUCCGUCCAGAGCAGCGGGGCGAAGGAGACCGAGGAGAGGGAGACGGGUGUGUCUCUGAGCCUGCAGGAGGCCUCGCUGUACCGCCUGGCCCGGGACUUCUUCUGGAUCGGCACCAGCGUCUUAUACAAGUGGAGGUUGGGAGACCUGGUGGAGAAAUGCAUGAGCUCCAUGCAGACGGGCUCCCAGAUGGUGAAGCUGCGCGGCGGCUCCAAGGGCUUGGUGCGCUACUUCUUCCUGGACGAGCACAAGUCCUGCAUCCGCUGGCGACCCUCGCGGAAGAACGAGAAGGCCAAGAUCUCCAUUGACUCCAUCCGAGAGGUGUGCGAAGGCAAACAGUCGGAGAUCUUCCAGCGAUAUUCGGAGGGCAGCUUUGACCCCAACUGCUGCUUCAGCCUGUACUAUGGCGAGCGCCUGGAGUCCCUGGACCUGGUGUCCAGCUCCGGCGAGGAGGCUCGCACCUGGAUCACUGGCCUCAAGUACCUGGUGGCGGGAAUCAGCGACGAGGACAGCCUGGCCAAGAGGCAGCGCACCCGCGACCAGUGGCUGAAGCAGACGUUUACGGAGGCGGAUAAAAACGGCGAUGGCAGCCUGAGCAUCGGCGAGGUCCUCCAGCUCCUUCACAAACUCAACGUCAACCUGCCCCGCCAGAAAGUCAAGCAGAUGUUCAAGGAGGCCGACACCGAUGACAACCAGGGCACGCUGGGCUUCGAGGAGUUCUGCUCCUUCUACAAGAUGAUGUCGACGCGCCGCGACCUCUACCUGCUCAUGCUCACGUACAGCAACCACAAGGACAACCUGGACGCCGCCGACCUCGCCCGCUUCCUGGAACUAGAGCAGAAGAUGACCAAGGUUACCAAAGACCAUUGCCUUGAGAUCGUAAACAAAUUUGAACCCUGCCCUGAGAACCAGAAACAGGGGGUUCUGGGUAUUGAUGGUUUUACCAGUUAUAUGCGCAGCCCGGCCGGGGACAUCUUCAACCCGGAGCAUUACGAGGUGACCCAGGACAUGACCCAGCCCCUCUGCAACUACUUCAUCGCCUCUUCCCACAACACCUACCUUAUGGGCGACCAGCUGAUGUCCCAGUCCCGCGUUGACAUGUAUGCCUGGGUGCUGCAGGCGGGGUGCCGAUGCGUGGAAGUGGAUUGUUGGGACGGUCAGGAUGGGGAGCCCAUUGUCCAUCAUGGGUACACCCUCACAUCCAAGAUCUUGUUCAGAGAUGUCAUCGAAACCAUCAACAAGUACGCUUUCGUGAAAAACGACUACCCAGUGAUCCUGUCUAUAGAGAACCACUGCAGUGUUCCCCAGCAGAAGAAGAUGGCCCAGUACCUGGUGGAGGUUAUGGGGGACAAGCUGGACCUGUCUGCCGUCAAUGUGGAUGAACAGGGCCGCCUGCCCUCGCCAGACACCCUCAAAGGGAAGAUCCUUGUCAAGGGCAAGAAGCUCCCACCCAACAUCGAUGAAGACAACGAGGAGGGUGACGUGACUGAUGAGGACAGUGCUGAUGAGAUGGAGGACGAUUGCAAACUGAUGAAUGGAGAUACGUUCAUGACCAGGAAGCAGGUGGAGAAUGUUGCCAAGAAGAAGCUGGACAACCUGAUGAAGGAGUCAAAGAUCCGUGACCGGGAGGACCCUGACAGCUUUACCAUCGCCGCCCUGCCGUCCUCGGAGAAGCCCGCGGACAAGUCACCCUCCAAGGUCAGAGGUGACGACGGGGGAGACACGGGGGACGAAGCCAACCCCAGUGCGAACAAGCGUACGGGCCGGUACUUCAUGGGGAGCUUCUCCAAAAGAAAGAAAAAGGUGGCCAAGCUGAAGAAGUCCAACAGUCUUGAGGACACCGACACGGACCAGGACAGUUCCAGCAGCACUUCCCGAGCCCCACUACAUCACAGCAGGAAGAAGAAAACCAUGAAGCUGUCCAGGGCACUGUCAGACCUGGUCAAGUACACCAAGUCAGUAGGUGUCUCUGACAUUGAGACACAAGCCGCCAGCUCCAGCUGGCAGGUGUCUUCUCUGAGCGAGACCAAGGCCCACCAGAUCAUGCAGCAGAAGGCCGCCGCCUUCAUCCACUUCAACCAGCGGCAGCUGUCGCGCAUCUACCCCUCGUCGUACCGCGUGGACUCAUCCAACUUCAACCCUCAGCCCUUCUGGAACGCCGGCUGCCAUCUGGUGGCGUUAAACUACCAGUCGGAGGGCCGGGUGCUCCAGCUGAACAGAGCCAAGUUCAACAGCAACGGAAACUGUGGCUACAUCCUGAAGCCAUCCUGCAUGUGUGAAGGUGCGUUUAACCCCAUGACUGAGGAUCCAAUGCCAGGCCAGAUGAAGAAACAGCUGGUGCUGAAGAUCAUCAGCGGGCAGCAGCUCCCCAAGCCCAAGGACUCCAUGCUGGGGGACAGAGGAGAGAUCAUCGAUCCGUUUGUGGAGGUGGAGGUCAUUGGUCUGCCAGUUGACUGCUGUAAAGAGCAGACCAGAGUGGUGGACGACAACGGAUUUAACCCCAUGUGGGAGGAGACCUUGGUUUUCACACUGCACAUGCCUGAGCUGGCACUGGUCCGUUUCCUGGUUUGGGACCAUGACCCCAUCGGCCAGGACUUCAUUGGUCAGCGCACCAUCGCCUUCAGCAGCAUGAUGCCAGGUUAUCGCCACGUGUAUUUGGAAGGUAUGGAGGAGGCUUCCAUCUUUGUUCAUGUGUCUGUGCAUGACAUCACUGGUAAGGGCAAAGUGGCCAGCGGCAUAAAAGGGCUUUUUCACAGAAACCCAAAGCAGGCUUCUCUGGACAGCCAUGCUGCUGCGCAGCUCAGCCGUAAGCACCCGUUCGGCGCCCACCUGCUGCGCCGCACGGCCAGCGCGCCCACCGCGCCCACCAAGGCCCAAGCCAAAGCCAAGAAGGGCUUGCCCGAGAUCGCCAUCGACACCAGGGACUACAGCUCGGAAGGCGCCGGCGAGGACCGGGAGUCGGGGGACAGGGAUCUCAGCGCCUCCUCCCAGCCCCCGCCGCUCCACCAACACAACGGGGACACCGCGGCUGGCGCCACGUCGCGCCAGGGCGCCAACGGGCACCAGGGUAGCAACGGGGCUUUUCACCCGGACGAGAGCAAAGGCCUUUACACCGUCCAGAGACCUGCUCCCCCUCUCCCACUGCUGGCAUCAAUCGCUGAAGAACUGGUUAACCAACAUCUCAUUCACUCCUCUUCCCCUUCAGCGGACCACUCUACCCCACAUCACUCCCCACCUCCACCUCUCCCUCCAUCCACGCCAGCAGCCAUCCUUACCCUGUCCCCCGCUUCCCAGGGUGAGGCAGACUGCAGGGGGGAGGAAGGUCUCGUCAAGGGGAGGGGGGACGGCAGGAGACCCCCUGUUCUUCUCAGGACCAUCUCAGCCCCCGUGGAUCCCGUCCCAAGGGAUUCACGUGACCCCAAGGACCUAAACCUGUCACGCAACAGCCCGUCGUUGCCCAUGGAGCGGACGUUGGCCCGCGCGGACGCACAGCGCUCUCCGGCGGGCCGCACAAAGGAAGGCGGCGAGCUACCGGCCGUCUCCAGGCCCCAGAAGGUCCAGGCCGCAAGAGAGCUGUUCGGCGGCAGCCCAGCACGCACCCCCGUCAGACGGUCGAAAAGCGAGGGCAACACGCGGACGUCGCCCAGGGGAGAGCAGCCGCCGUCGGCCGUGCCGGAGUUGUGCACGGACGCCACCCUGAACGACCAGCUGUGGAGCCGGCUAGAACCCGGGCCGGGCAGCCACCGGGACAGUGUGUCCUCGUCCUCCAGCGUCUCAUCAAACGACACGGUCAUCGACCUGUCCAUGCCCAACCUGGCUCGGAAGAGCCUCUCCUGCCUAAGCGGUGCCGCGUCCACGCCCGACGGCCCGGAGCCCCCCUCCUGGGUCAACAGGCCGCGCUCGGCCGUCGCCCCCUUCGACAGCCCCCGAGUCAGCAAGAGCAAGUCCAGCCCGAACCUGCGGGAGGGUCACCCGGAGGGGCCGGAGGACGACCUGCAGCCCCGGCCCCUUGGGGAGCGGAGAGAGCCCCCGGCGGACUCCCCCAGCAGGGUGGCCCAGAGGAGACACACCUGGAGCCGCCUUUACAUGGAGGGGCUGAGGCAGUCCUCGUCACCGGCCAAGAAGCCGUCGGCCGCCUCGGCCCUCGCCGCCAAACCCCUUGAUGCCGGGGCCUCGAUGUCCAAGAGCCUGGGGGACCUGACGUCGGACGACAUCGCCUGCAACUUCGACAGCAAGUACCGCAGCAUCAGCCGCAGCUUCAUCGUCAGGCCGUCGCGGGGCGACCCGCGGCGACGCCCCGGGGCACCUCGGCCCCAGCCCAGCGACCUGACGGAGCGGCUGAGGAGGCUGACGGACGUCGAGCCCCUGACCGCCCGUGACUUCGCCCCGCAGCCGGGGCGGGAGCCCGCAGGGGAGGCCGAGGAGGAGGCCCCGCUGCGGAGGAUGUCGUCGCGGAGCCAGAGCAGGGUACGCUACAUCGCCAACAGAGCCAAGCAGGCCCAGGAGAGGCAGCGGCUCCAGACCCAGCCCUCCGCUAACGCUAGCAUUAGCGGUAGCCCCAUCGAGGAGCGGGGAAACCCGGAGGGUGCGUGCUGUGUUGCCCGGAGCCCCUGUGCUAGCCUGGACCUGCUGAGCCAGCUCAGCCCCCCGGGGACACAGUCCCAGACCCAGAUACAGUCCCAGACCCAGACCUCCCUGAACUCUGACAACAACGAGCUGUUCUUCAUGCUCAAGCUCUGAGAAUCAAAGACUCACUUUGGAACAGAGCGUGAGAGACACUGGACCUGUUUAAAAUUCCAUCCGGAUUUCUAAGGGGGACUGUGUCAUUUUUAAACAGAGGAAAUUCUGUAUGUCUUCACAGGACACAUUUUUGAAAUGUUUAAUUAUGCACCAAAUAAGGAUAGUUCUUUCAUAAAUGUACAGUUACAAGCACAGUUUUGCUCUACUCAAUGUCUUAGUCCACUGCUCAGUAACCCACAUAAUCGAUAAACAUCUGUAGACACCAAACGCCUAGCAAGUCACUGGAAGUCAUCUUUUACUACACCAGUGACAACCCAUAUCAAAUAAUAAUAAAACAAAUAAUAUAAAACAGCUGUGAGUUGUUAUAUGAAAGCAUGCUUUAUCAAUGCAGUCAUCUGUUUGUAUCAAAUGAGGAACGAUGGAAUGUAAUUGGUUUUUGUGUGCCUGAUUGUCUAGAAUCGCAGUGACAUCCAUGUUUUGAAAAGUUGCCAUGAUCCUAACAUAGCAAUAGAGAAACAUUUGUGAGAUUCCAAUUCUAAAAACUUUUAAAACUUGAAAUCUAUACUGUAAUUUUAAGCUUAAGAUUCAAUAAUAAACUGUUAACUCAUUGUACAGUAAAUCAUCAGUAGCCCAGCUAUGUGCUAGCAAUAUUUUAAAAACAAUUAUUAUUGUGUAUUAUACAUCCGAUAAGGUAGUGGAUGGAUUUUAAUAACGACUAGACUGUUGUUUAAGCAAAGGACCAUGCAGACUUUGCUAAAAACAGUCAAAGGUAAAAAAAAAAAGAAAAAAUCCCCCAAAACAAUAAGUAUUUUUAAACAUUUUAUUUUAAUAAUAUGCGUACAGUGAAGUGUGAUAUUCUACUCAUGUUGCCCGUUUUUAAUUUGAAUGCAUGUACUCAAAGCACUGUUAUGUACGUAUCUUAUUUUAUAAUACGAGAAAAUAUUUUUUAUUUAGGAACUGUUUUGUCAACUUUUUUGCAUAGUGUUCAGGCUGUUGAAUGACGUGGUUGGUUACAGUCUUUGUAAAUACUUUGAACCUAGCACGUUUAUUUGAACUGUUGGCUACUGUUUGCACUGCCAAGCAAGUUCUCUGCAACCUUUGAGGAAAAGUAGUUAUUCGAGUUUUAAAAAAUCACAUGUAAUUAUUAACUGAAUAAAUCUCAACUGUAUAUUA